This is a messenger RNA of Petromyzon marinus (sea lamprey), 2571 nucleotides long. The record is from RefSeq and is a predicted model, not a curated record. Lineage: Eukaryota; Metazoa; Chordata; Hyperoartia; Petromyzontiformes; Petromyzontidae.
AGUCACCAUGUGUGAGGAGGCUAGGUGGUUGUUGUCGAGGGGGUGUAAGAAGGUUGUAGUCACCAUGUGUGAGGAGGCUAGGUGGUUGUUGUCGGGGCAAGUCGGGAAUGUAAGAAGGCUGUAGUCACCACGUGUGAGGAGGCUAGGUGGUUGUUGUCGAGGGGGUGUAAGAAGGUUGUAGUCACCAUGUGUGAGGAGGCUAGGUGGUUGUUGUCGGGGCAAGUCGGGAAUGUAAGAAGGUUGUAGUCACCAUGUGUGAGGAGGCUAGGUGGUUGUUGUCGAGGGGGUGUAAGAAGGCUGUAGUCACCAUGUGUGAGGAGGCUAGGUGGUUGUUGUCGAGGGGGUGUAAGAAGGUUGUAGUCACCAUGUGUGAGGAGGCUAGGUGGUUGUUGUUGAGGGGGUGUAAGAAGGUUGUAGUCACCAUGUGUGAGGAGGCGCGGUGGUUGUUGUUGAGGGGGUGUAAGAAGGCUGUAGUCACCACGUGUGAGGAGGCUAGGUGGUUGUUGUCGAGGGGGUGUAAGAAGGCUGUAGUCACCAUGUGUGAGGAGGCUAGGUGGUUGUUGUUGAGGGGGUGUAAGAAGGUUGUAGUCACCAUGUGUGAGGAGGCAAGGUGGUUGUUGUCGAGGGGGUGUAAGAAGGUUGUAGUCACCAUGUGUGAGGAGGCUAGGUGGUUGUUGUCGGGGCAAGUCGGGAAUGUAAGAAGGUUGUAGUCACCAUGUGUGAGGAGGCUAGGUGGUUGUUGUCGAGGGGGUGUAAGAAGGUUGUAGUCACCAUGUGUGAGGAGGCUAGGUGGUUGUUGUCGGGGCAAGUCGGGAAUGUAAGAAGGCUGUAGUCACCACGUGUGAGGAGGCUAGGUGGUUGUUGUCGAGGGGGUGUAAGAAGGUUGUAGUCACCAUGUGUGAGGAGGCUAGGUGGUUGUUGUCGGGGCAAGUCGGGAAUGUAAGAAGGUUGUAGUCACCAUGUGUGAGGAGGCUAGGUGGUUGUUGUCGAGGGGGUGUAAGAAGGCUGUAGUCACCAUGUGUGAGGAGGCUAGGUGGUUGUUGUCGAGGGGGUGUAAGAAGGCUGUAGUCACCAUGUGUGAGGAGGCUAGGUGGUUGUUGUCGAGGGGGUGUAAGAAGGCUGUAGUCACCAUGUGUGAGGAGGCUAGGUGGUUGUUGUCGUGGGGGUGUAAGAAGGCUGUAGUCACCUUGUGUGAGGAGGCUAGGUGGUUGUUGUUGAGGGGGUGUAAGAAGGCUGUAGUCACCAUGUGUGAGGAGGCUAGGUGGUUGUUGUUGAGGGGGUGUAAGAAGGUUGUAGUCACCAUGUGUGAGGAGGCGCGGUGGUUGUUGUUGAGGGGGUGUAAGAAGGCUGUAGUCACCACGUGUGAGGAGGCUAGGUGGUUGUUGUCGAGGGGGUGUAAGAAGGCUGUAGUCACCAUGUGUGAGGAGGCUAGGUGGUUGUUGUUGAGGGGGUGUAAGAAGGUUGUAGUCACCAUGUGUGAGGAGGCUAGGUGGUUGUUGUCGAGGGGGUGUAAGAAGGUUGUAGUCACCAUGUGUGAGGAGGCUAGGUGGUUGUUGUCGGGGCAAGUCGGGAAUGUAAGAAGGCUGUAGUCACCACGUGUGAGGAGGCUAGGUGGUUGUUGUCGAGGGGGUGUAAGAAGGCUGUAGUCACCAUGUGUGAGGAGGCUAGGUGGUUGUUGUCGAGGGGGUGUAAGAAGGCUGUAGUCACCAUGUGUGAGGAGGCUAGGUGGUUGUUGUCGAGGGGGUGUAAGAAGGCUGUAGUCACCAUGUGUGAGGAGGCUAGGUGGUUGUUGUCGAGGGGGUGUAAGAAGGCUGUAGUCACCAUGUGUGAGGAGGCUAGGUGGUUGUUGUCGUGGGGGUGUAAGAAGGCUGUAGUCACCUUGUGUGAGGAGGCUAGGUGGUUGUUGUUGAGGGGGUGUAAGAAGGCUGUAGUCACCAUGUGUGAGGAGGCUAGGUGGUUGUUGUUGAGGGGGUGUAAGAAGGUUGUAGUCACCUUGUGUGAGGAGGCUAGGUGGUUGUUGUUGAGGGGGUGUAAGAAGGCUGUAGUCACCAUGUGUGAGGAGGCUAGGUGGUUGUUGUUGAGGGGGUGUAAGAAGGCUGUAGUCACCUUGUGUGAGGAGGCUACGUGGUUGUUGUUGAGGGGGUGUAAGAAGGCUGUAGUCACCAUGUGUGAGGAGGCGCGGUGGUUGUUGUCGAGGGGGUGUAAGAAGUUUGUAGUCACCUUGUGUGAGGAGGCUAGGUGGUUGUUGUCGAGGGGGUGUAAGAAGGUUGUAGUCACCAUGUGUGAGGAGGCUAGGUGGUUGUUGUUGAGGGGGUGUAAGAAGGCUGUAGUCACCACGUGUGAGGAGGCUAGGUGGUUGUUGUCGAGGGGGUGUAAGAAGGCUGUAGUCACCAUGUGUGAGGAGGCUAGGUGGUUGUUGUCGAGGGGGUGUAAGAAGGCUGUAGUCACCAUGUGUGAGGAGGCUAGGUGGUUGUUGUCGAGGGGGUGUAAGAAGGCUGUAGUCACCACGUGUGAGGAGGCUAGGUGGUUGUUGUCGAGGGUAGGCCUCGGCAAGGUAAGGUAAUUUACCCU